Molecule: messenger RNA, 2027 nt
Organism: Ipomoea nil (Japanese morning glory)
Lineage: Eukaryota; Viridiplantae; Streptophyta; Magnoliopsida; Solanales; Convolvulaceae
Product: sugar transport protein 6-like
Exons: 3
Coding region: 306-1808 (500 amino acids)
Biological process (GO): monosaccharide transmembrane transport
Cellular component (GO): membrane
Molecular function (GO): monosaccharide transmembrane transporter activity
Source: RefSeq, a predicted model, not a curated record
ACAGAUACAUCUGUUCUGACCUUUUCAAAAGCAUAACAAUAUAAUAGAAAUAAUAGGUCAAACCCCUAUUUUCUUUCAUAUUAUCAACAAAAUUGGCUAAAUUAUGGUAGAACCUGAGUAUAAAAGGAAUAGAUAGAAAAGGGAAAACUUCAAAACAGUGAUCUCUGUACAUCCCAUACUCUGAAAAAAAGAAUAAUAAUAAUAAAAUAAACUGGAGUCUCUCCAGCCAACAACACAUACCCAGAAAAUAAAAAUUUAUUGUUUGCUUGAGUAAUUUGAAAAGAAAAACAAAUAAGGUAAAGAAAAUGACAGCCUCAAGCGGUAAUGAUGUUUUUGAAUCGAAAAUCACAGCCUAUGUUCUGGCUUGUUGGUUCCUGGCUGCCUUUGGCGGUUUGAUGUUUGGUUAUGAUAUUGGCAUUUCAGGUGGAGUGAGUGGGAUGGAUGAUUUUUUGAUAAAAUUCUUCCCGGCGGUGUAUGAAAAGAAAAAGCGUGCGGUAGAGAACAACUACUGUAAAUUCGACAAUCAGAUGCUUCAGCUCUUCACUUCAUCGUUGUACUUGGCGGCGCUUGUGGCCAGCUUCGGUGCAUCCAAGGCUUGUAACAUGCUCGGCCGCCGCCCCACCAUUUUCAUGGCGUCCGUCCUCUUCGUCAUCGGCGCCGCCCUCAGCGCUUUUGCUGAGCAUAAAUGGAUUCUCAUCUUGGGCCGCAUCUUCUUUGGUAUUGGUGUCGGGUUCGGGAAUGAGACGGUGCCGUUGUUUUUGACGGAGGUGGCGCCGGUGCAACACAGAGGGGCGGUCAACAUUCUGUUCCAGCUGCUCAUCACGGUCGGGAUAUUCAUUGCCAAUAUUGUGAAUUACGUUAUGGCGGAGGUGCAUCCUAACGGGUGGAGGAUAUCGCUCGGGCUGGCGGCGGUUCCGGCGGUGAUGCUGGGGCUGGGGAGCCUGGUGAUCAGCGAGACGCCGGCGAGUUUGGUGGAGAGGGGGAAGGUGGAGGAGGGGAAGGCGGCGCUGAAGAGGCUAAGGGGAGUGGAGAAUGUGGAAGCGGAGUUCGAGACCAUCGUGGCGGGAUGCGAUGCGGCGAAGCAGGUGAAGAAGCCGUUUAAAAAGCUGACGAAGAAGUCCGGCCAGCCCACACUCAUCAUCGCCGUCGUCCUUCAAGUUUUCCAGCAGUUCACCGGCAUCAACGCCAUCAUGUUCUACGCCCCGGUUCUUUUCCAGACCAUGGGGUUCAAGGCCAACGGAUCCCUUCUCUCCUCCAUCAUCACCGGCCUAGUCAACGUCCUGGCCACCAUGGUCUCCAUCUACACCGUGGACAAGGCAGGGCGGCGAAAGCUCCUCCUCCAAGGCUGCAUUCAGAUGGUGAUUUCCCAGGUGGCAAUCGGCAUAAUCCUCGCCACCAACUUGAAAACCACCGGAUCCCUAGACAAGACCCUGUCAACCGUGGUGGUGGUUCUGGUUUGCCUAUACGUGAUGGCGUUCGCCUGGUCGUGGGGGCCUCUGUGUUGGCUAAUCCCCAGCGAAAUCUUCCCGCUGGAAACCAGAACGGCGGGGUUCGCAUUCGCCGUCAGCACCAAUAUGCUCUGCACCUUCAUCAUCGCGCAAGCCUUCUUGUCAAUGAUGUGCGGGAUGCAAGCUUACAUCUUCUUCUUCUUCUCGGCGUGGAUAGUGGCGAUGGGACUGUUCGUGUUCUUCUUCGUGCCGGAGACCAAAGGUGUGCCUGUAGAAUUAAUGGUGGAAAGAGUGUGGAAGCAACACCCGGUGUGGCGGAAGUUCUUUAGGAACGAUGCUAGAAGCUAUGAAAUGGCUUGAAUUGAAGCCGCUCGAUCGAUCGGUCGAAAUGAUCCAACAGAAAAUUAAAGCAUGGCCGGCCUUCACAUUUCCAAACUAAGGUCAAGCUCUGAAAGAAGUCUGAGAAAAUAAAUUAGCAUAUGCAAGUUUUGAUGAACUCUCUCAUACUGAGAGGUCAAGUUCUUGUAAUCUAAACUCUGUCCAGCACUUCAAGAAAAUAAACUCUGUCAGUACUUUUAA